AUGUUUGGCCCAACAGAGAUCAGCAGGCUGACAGUGAAAUUGAGGGCAGCAGCAGCAGGUGGAUUUGUCCUCUUCCUUCUCUCUUUGGCAGGUAACAUUUUUAUUUCUCGAGAUUUACCAAACUUGUUGAAUAACUUGGUUUAUUUGUUUGUAAGUAUUCAACCAUUUAUAAGUCAUUUGAUUUUGUUGUUAAUCAAUAUGAUGUUUUCUGUUGAUACUCUGCAACAUCGGAAAUUUUCAUACUCUCAAAUUUGAAAUUUCAUCUCACUUGGGUGUUUCAGUCCUUUUAUCAGCAAAAAAGCAGUCCAAUUUGACCUGCUGUGUUUUAUUUUUACUUUUCAUUGAACUGAAUGCACAUCUAGACUGCCUACAUCAUGUAUCAGCUGACAGAAAUGAACAUAACAGGUGACCGUGUCAUUUUAUGAUAACAUUUUAGAUAUCUGAGUUAAAGUCGAUUGAAUGCUCUCAUCUGACUGAAAAUCUUAAAAUAGCAGAAAUCAGCCUGAUUGUUUUCAUUUUCAUAACCUCAACUUUCCGGUAAUAUUCCGUCAAAACCCCAAAAACUGACAUGAGACUGGUCUGGCACUUCUUCUGUGACUCUAACAAGCAGAUAUAGGAGUUUCACAUCCUGUUUUACAUUCCUCUGUACUUUCACACUCCUGAUUUGAUCUCAGAUCAAACUAAAACCAAACAUGCAAAUUUAGCCUUUUUUUUUUUUACAAGGCACACUCUUCCAACAAAUAGUUUUUCAUUAUUAUGUUGAUCUUUAUAUAUGGCAGCUUAUUCUUUUUCAAGACCAAUACUGUAGAAAAAAAACUUUCUGAGGAACAAAUCCUUUUGUAUAAAGGAAAAGAAUAAUUGGAAAUAAUUAUUAAAUGGACACACUAAAUAAAAACAGAAUAAUUAGAUAUUUAAAAAUAUGUACUUUUAGAUACAUACAUCUUAUCAAUUAAUCAAUUCAUUUAUUUCAAUGUAUGUAACCAGCAAGGCCUCACUGAACCCUGGUCAAGACAGCAGCAGCUCAUUCCAACAAAGUUACAGACACACAAACACAUCAUUUAAAAGAUUCUGAGAAGAUAUCUGGGGUCAUGAAGCAGAAAUACCCAGUCAGUGCAUCUACAGCCUCAUGCAUCGUCCUCCAACACCUUCAACGUCCUUUUAAAACAUUUAGAGAGAGCAGGGUCUUUCGUCUACCACCAUUGGCCCUGUGGUCCAUCAAGGUGUUGUGAAGUGGAUGAUAACAUGUUCUUUAGAAUAGACUCCAUCUUCCUCAGUAUAGAUCUCUCCACCACAUCCUCCAGUGAGUCCAAUUUGAAUCCAACCACAGAGCCAGCUUUUUUUAAUCAGUUUGUUCAGACGUUUUGCAUCUUUGUGUUUGACGCUUCCUCCCCAGCAGACUGCAGCGUAGAACAGAACACUGUAGACACCACAGACUGAUAAAACAUCUGCAGUCUUACUACAGAUGUCUAUUGAUUGGAGUCUUCUCAGGCAAAAGAGGCGGCUCUGCCUCUUUUUGUAGAUCAAGUCUAUAUUCUUAGACCAGUCCAAAGAGUGAAGACUGUAGUUUCUGACAUUUUUCACAUGAAUUAUAUUACACAAAUCAGAGGGGAGCAAGUUAAGAAUUGUCUCCUAAAAAAGGACAUGCUGGUGAUUUAGUCGACAGAUAGACAGUGUUGACCAGCCAACUGGAUCAUCAGAGAACAGCUAUGAGUUAGAGACUUCAGAUUUGUAAUGAACCUCAGAGCUCCAUGGUAAACAGAAUCCAGAGAGUGGAGGCUUUGAUUUGAUGCAUGCAUAUAAAAAACCUUGUCAGUGCCAGUAAGAGGUAAAAAUGAGACUUAUUUUUCAAACUAAAGCCCAGUCUCAACUUCAACUUCUUUACAAGCUGCUGUCCUUUGUGUUUAAAAGACAAAGAGUCAUAGAGUCCAAGGUAUUUGUAAGAACGUGCAAUCUUAAUCACAUGACCUUGAGACAUAGUCAGCAGGUUUGUCUUCAAGUUUUUAACAUAAUUUUAGUUUUAUUGGGAUUUAAAUUCAAUUUCAACUCAUGAAAGGGGUCUUAGACAGUAUAAAAAGCAUCUUGUAAGUGACAGAGAGCCUGAUACUGUGUUAGAGCAGAACAGUAAAAUAACUGAAUCGUCUGCAUAUAAAUGUAAAUUUGCAUUAGAGACAUUUUGACCAAUACUGUUGAACCACUUUCCAGAGUGCUUUAAAAUCAGAUUAGAUCAAUUAAUACAGUCUUUGUGUACUCAUUUCUGGACAUUACACCCUGAAAAAGAGAACUAAAUGGGAAUUAAUUUGCCUUACUGUGUUUUUUGUGGUGCUCUGUGUUUCAGCUGUACAGGGUCAAAACGGCUGGAGGGUGAGCUACUCUCGUGUUAGCAUCUGUGCUGUAGAAGGAUCGACGAUGGAAAUAAGCUGCACCUUCACAUAUCCAGCAGUGGUUAAUGGUUUGUCCACUACAGUUGAGAGAGCAUUCUGGUUUACCAAACUGAAGGAUGGUGAGCCUUUUGACCUGCGGGCCGACUCUGAGUAUGCUGGUCGAGUGCAGUUUCAUUGUGAGGGGGAUCGCUGCACUCUGAAGAUCACAGACCUGAGAGAGAGUGACUCGGCUAUGUACAAGUUCAGGUUCAUGACAAACCAACCAAGUGGAAGUUAUUCUGGUGAGAGAGGAGUCUCUUUGUCUGUGGCAGGUAAGAAAAUACCUUAAUAACAGCAUAUCGUCAGUAUACCUCUGUCUGUUGGUCAUUGUUUUGUUGUGAAUCCAGGUUUUCAGGUACAGUUAAAAAAAAAAUCAUCAGGAUGCAUGAUCGGAAGCUGCACAAAAAACAACUAUAGGUGUUUCAGCAGAUGUUACCUGCCUGGUCUGUCUCCCUACAUCUGGUACAAGAAUGGAGAAAAUUUAAAGAAAAGUGACUCUUCUCUCUCCACAACCUCUUAUUCUGCGGACGGGUAUUCUUGUGCUGCAGAAAAAUAUGAAGACACCCCUUCACCUCAAGUCUGUGAGUUUACCCAACAAUGUGAUACUGUGGUUAAGUUUUUGAUAUUCUGUAUGACAACUACUUUUAUUAAUUAAAACUUGAUUUUCUUCCCAGGUGGCCAUGGACAUUCAUGCCACAGAGUGAUGUACACGGACAGAAAAAUCUGUGCAUUCAAAGGAUCGUCAGUGAACAUUUCUUGCACUUACAACAGUAAUGGGGGGACCACAUCCAAGUUUUGGUUCAGUCCCAACCAUGCUCAUCAUUGGUGGUAUCAUUUACGACCUGAAGACUUAAUCAACGACUUUCAUUAUGCUGAUCGUGUUCAGGUUUUUGAAACAAACACAGGACUCUCCACUCUGAGAAUCUCUGACCUGAGAGACAGUGACUCAGCAGAAUAUCGCUUCAAAUUCAGAACAAGAGAUUUUGAAUGGAAGAGCCAAUUACCUGGUACAACUCUGACCGUCAAAGGUAAUCUAUAAAUGAUUAUUUAGUUAUUGUGGAUGAUUUAAUCUGGAAAGUAGUGUGUUUGUAAGGAGAUAAUGAAUUUUGAUGCGGGAAAUGUGAUGCUACCCUGCAAACCAAUCACAGGUGUCGCUCAGUUUCUGCAGUGUUUAAAUAUAUAGUUACAUUUUUUUAAGGAGUUGAAAGUUAGACCUUGGAUUUUCAUCCUUUUUGUAGAUACUCAAACUUAAGCAGCCUAAAAAAUGUGGGCAGGUUUUUUCCAUUGUUCUUGUUGUAUAACUGUUGGCUGGGAACUUGUUUUAUAUGUAUAUUUUAUUAGAGCUGAUUUUCAGCAGCCAAAAAUAAAAUCCCAAUCAGGAAAGCUCUAACGUCAUUAACUUAAAGUUUACCUGUCCAUCACUGUUUUCUUGCCAAGGCUUAAAUAGGAGUAGGUGAAAUUACUAUGGCUAUGUCCUCUUCUUUUAUAUGUAGUCUAUGAUAAAAACAAGUUAUUGCAUGGGGUGAUUAAAUGUGUCUACAGCUUGUUGUUGUAGCUUCAACUUUAAACAGGGAGUUAAUAGGACUUUUCUCUUUGUACAGAUCCAGACUUGCAGGUGCAGGUUGUCUGGUCUUCCACUGGUCCAAAGCUGAUUUGUCACAGCAGCUGUAUCCUCGGUGGUCGUUCUCCCUUUUUUUGGUUCAAGAAUGAAACAAGAGUCAUGGAAGAAAAGUCGUCGUCUUACAGAGGAAAUGUUGACUCAGCAUAUCUUUAUUCCUGUGCUUAUAUGGGUUUCCGCUCCAUGCCAGUGUGUAAGUUAUUAUAAUACUUAGUCUGCAUCAGUUCUUUUCACACCAAGGACUCCUAUAUGUCCAAAAACUUGCCAAGGGAUUAUUUGAGAAUGUUUUAUCCAUUGUGUCAGUCAAACUAAAGCUUGACUGUUAAAACACCUGGAACAAUUUUAGCUUGACUAAACUUGGACUUAGUGGUAUAACACAAAAUUGGACUGAUUUACUUGUUUUUUUUGCCACGUAUUUUCUUAUUUAUUUAUUCCCUUUACAUAGCAACAGGAAGCAACAGGAAGGAUACAAUCAAACAGAAAAUAAUAAUGACAAUAAUAAUAAUAAUACUAAUGAUAAUAAUAAUAAUAAUAAUAAUAAUAAUAAUAAUAAUAAUAAUAAUAAUAAUAAUAAUAAUAAUAAUUAAAUAGAUAAAAACAAAUCUACAUGAACAUCUGCAUGUACAUUUUAUGCUCCCAUACACACAUAAACUUUGGAAAUUUCAUUUUUAAAGUUUUCACAAUUUCAAAAUUCAUCAGCUCAGAAAGAGUUUAAUCCGCCUCAUCUUUUGUGCACAAGAGCAAGAAAAUUGUCCCAUACCUCAUUAAAGGCCUUUGGGUUCUUCUUCAAAUUAUACAUUAAUUUUUCCGGUGGAAUAUAAGAGGAAAGCUCAUUCAGCUUUCACUUAACUGCAGCUAUUAACGCCAUUUUAACAAAUCUGAUAUUAUAUUCAAAAUGUAAAGGUAGUAUGGAAUCAUCUCCCAGUCAUACUAACCUUGGAUUUAGAGCGAAUUCAAAAUCGAUAACUUUUUCAAUAGUGGCUUUGACAGUUUGCCAGAACUCGUUCAGAUGAGAGCAUGACCAAAAUGUGAACAAGAGAGCCAGUCUCUAUUUUGCAUCUGGGGAACAAAGCCGAGCGAUCGGGGUUCAUUUUACUCAGACUUUGUGAUGUUUGAUAUACUGGAUCAAUCAAAUUAAGUUGUUGCAGUCUGUGAUGACUAUUAAACAAAAAUGUCAGGCUCUUUCGACAGAUUGUUUUCCACUGUUUAUCCUUAAUUUCAAUCCCAAGGUCUUGCUCUCAUGGAGGCUUUGGCCCUACUGGACCACAAUUAGAAGACUUUAAUAAUAUUUUGUACAGAACCGGAACAAAUUUCUUUACAUCUUUACCCACUGUGUUGGCGUCCAUUUCCAAAGGGUAUAAAGGCAUUACUUUUCCACCUUGCUGAAAACUUAUAUAGUCUCUGACCUGUAGGUACUUAAAAAUGCCUGAGAUCCAGGUAAAAUUUUGAUCUUAACUGUUUAAAAGAUAAUAACAUCCCAUUAUCUAAUAUCUUCCAUAUCUAAUAAGGUGAGAAGAAAGGGGGUUUACCCGACGGGAGCCUUGCAGGAAACAUUCUGGAACCACCACUUCACAGACAAUCAUUAAACACUAUAAAAGCAGAUGAGCAAAAACUCUAUGUCGUGUCUCUAUCUUACCUUUGUUUUUUCAUAUCCUCGCCCUCAGAUGCUCCAACAACUCCCUUGAUGCUGAUGAGUUCCAGUGGAGACAUUUUGAAGGGCAGUUCAGUGACUCUGACCUGUAGCACUGACGCUAACCCGGCACCUAAAUACACCUGGUUUAAGGGAAAUCAAUCACUGCUCAGUGAAGAACCACACAUGAACCUCAACUCCAUUCAGUUAUCUGACUCUGGAGAGUAUUACUGCAUGGCUGAGAAUGAGCUGGGGAGAAGGAAGUCUAAACACAUGUUAGUUGAUGUGAAAUGUGAGUAAAAUAGCUUUUCUAUAAGUAUGAAAAGAUUUGGAAAUGGCAGGCUGAUUAAAUCCUGUUAAUAACAGACAGGCUUUGCAGAUCACACUCUCUCUCUUUAGGGGAUGCUGCAGUAAAAUGUAUCAUAAUGUUCAGGGGAAUUCCAACAUCACUAUUCCACACAGGACCUUUCAAAGUUACAGAAGCUGCUUUAUACCUAAUUUUAAUGUGAAACUUUUUCUUCCAGAUGGUCCAGAGAGUGUGACUUUGUCUGUGAGUCCCUCUGCUAACAUAGCGGAGGGCAGUUCAGUAAAUCUGACCUGCAGCAGUGAUGCUAACCCCUCUGCUACUUACACCUGGUACAAGGAAAACCUAACACUACUCCAAGGACCAGCAAGCAUUUAUAGUUUUCCCUCCAUCAGCUCUGACGAUAUUGGGACCUACUUCUGCACAUCAAAGAAUGGAUUUGGACAUGUGAAGUCUUCGCCCCAGUUUUUAGAUGUCCAGUGUGAGUUUAACAGCAUUAGCAAACAAUUAGAUUAAAAGGAGGGACAAUAGCAGAACAUCUUGCUAUGCUUGGCAAUCAUUUCACAUGAUGUUCCUACAUGUUAAGAUAAGAUGUUAAGGCAUGCAUUGUGUAUGACUUUAUACUUAUUUUCUCCAGAUGCUCCAAAGCUUCCCUCUGUGUCAGUGAGUCCCUCUGCUGAGAUAGUGGAGGGAAGUUCAGUCAAUCUGACCUGCAGCAGUGAUGCUAACCCAGCUGCUACUUAUAUGUGGUAUAAGGAGAAUGAAGAUGCACCAAGAGCUUCAGGACAGACCUUCACCAUGACUGACGUCAGAGCUGAACACAGUGGGAAUUAUUACUGUGAAGCCCGGAACAUGAGAGGGAGUCACAAAUCCUCCUCACAGUUGCUUGUAUUAGCACGUAAGUUAUGGGCUUUAACCUUUAUAAGAAUUUACUACUUCAAAUAUUUUUGAUGAAGUUCAAACCCGAUCAAAACUCUAUUUAAUCAACUUAAUCAUGAUGUCAAUCCUUUAUCCUGUAUUUGUUAACUUCAUUGUGGAAUUCCAGGUACCAGGAUUUCAGCAGCUAUAGCAUUGAUCUUCUGGAUUGUUCUCCUGGUGAUCAUAUUCCUUGUUGUCUUCCUAUGGCUCAGGUCAGCAAUUGUAUCCACCUCUUAUUAUGUUCAGAGAUGCAUCAUGAGAGCUUUCAUGCCCUCCCUGAAUUUACCCAUUGAAUAAUUCAGUUGUUUAUCCUCACAUCCAGAAAAAAGAAGUCCCCCACGAAUCAAUCUAAGGGUGGAGAGAGACUCCACAUCAGAGAACAGGUGAGAAAGCAAGAGGUUGAGUCAAACAUCUCUGUCCAAGAUUUAUACAAAAGCUUUUUAUCAUUUUUGGGAGUUAAUUUUCAUAAGAUGGAAUUUCCCAAAAUCACUGAAAAGGAUCGAUAGGUUUUGGCAUAAUAAUUGAGUAAAAUGCUGGUCAGCUUACCCUCUUUGUUGUGAAACCAGCUGCAGAAACUUGGCUGUCAGCUGCUGUCGAUGGGGCCAGGUUUUCCAACGUUAAGAAACUCAAACCCAGACACUAAGGGGGCUUUCACACCUAUGUCUUUGGUCCAGACAUAGAACUUUUCUGUUAAGUCCAAACCAAAAUGAUAGACGUGAAACCUCUCUGGGACCUUGGUCCGACCAAAGCAGGUGGUCUUGGAAGACUGUAGGCUAAUGCUAAUCAAUGCCUUCCUUGACCUGCAAAGGCUUUGAAUGUUGGGUUGGGAGAUCUGCUGGUGAUCAGUAGACAUUGCAAGGGAAAAAAAUGGAAUCUCGUAUCUUCAUCACAUCUCAGUGUGCGUCUCCUCUAUUUGCUCUCUUAGCCAACCAUCACUCCAGUGUAUGACAACCUGUCAGCUGCAGCACCGAGAAAAAUCCCACAACAGCCAGAAGCUCUUCGUAAAGCCAGUAUUCGCCACUUUCAGAACCAGGCAGAUGUUGUUUACUCCAACAUCAGACCAGCUUGGCCUCGCAGACAAACACAGAAACAGUACACUGAGGAUAGUGUCAAGUACACAUCUGUUAUAAUUAACUCUGCAAAUAGACCUCCAGGGUGAGUGGCUAAUACUCAUUUAAACUACUCAUAUUCAAAUUUAAAGUCCUUAAACCUAUCACACACUGAAAUGUGACUGUUUUCUUAUUUUUUCCUCUAUCAGAACAAGAAAUCAAAAGGCUGAAGAGGAUCCCUUCUCUCUGUACAGCACAGUGAAACCCAGAUAAACAUUUCUUAAAAACUGGGUUGUGUGCAGCAUCCAAGCAUGCAUGAAAGACAGAUAUGUGUGUACUGUUUGUGUAGUUUCUAUAGUUUUCUAUAUUUGUUGUGAGUUUUUUUUUAAUCCAAUUAUGAAAAAGUGUAGACUGGAUCCUAAUAACUAUGUGUACUCAAUGGCAUGCAUUGGGUGAAAAAGGAAUAUUACAACGUAAAACUAAUUAAGGAUCAAACACAUCGCAACACUGAGUUAGACACCCCCUCAAGAGAUGAAUGUUGCUGACCGCUUGCUUCUCUAGUUUUACCAACUUUAGUAACGACCGCAGGAUAGCAAUACACAGCAGUCUGAGGAGCCAUAAACAAACCUCGAUCAAAAAGGCACUCUAUAGCCACAAAUAAUGCUCAGAACAGCACCUAACUUCAUCAACAGUACAUAAAGGGUCCCAGCCACAGUACUAGCCACCAAACAUCUUUUUAGCUUUGCCUGAUUUCUUUAGCAAAGAGACUAAACACAACUCACCUACUCUUUUCCAGCAGCCGCUUGUUUGUAGCGAGAUCCCGGGCCAGUCCAUUACAGUGAAAAUGUGACACUCCUUUCCAUAUUCUUCAAAAUUUUCAUAUUAUCACUUUGUAUUAUAUCUUUGUUUCAUAUUGAAUUUUUGCUUCUUUUUCAGCCACCAGCAAUUAUCACGAUUAGUCAAUAGUUUCUUGUUUUCUCAAGAAACAAAUCUAUUUGUAACUUUCUGAUUGCCCUGUCUUUACCUUGCAUGUCCAACCACAAAUCCCUCUUCUCUUUAGGUUUAGUCUGUACAGCAGAGCUGUGCAGUAAUAUUAAAACUAAUCCAUCAGUCAAGACAAAGAAAGAACAAUAGUGCCAGAAAAAGACAUUGAAAAACCUCUGUAGUACCUCUGACAACGCAAAUUAGAGACACGUGAACCCUGACAAGCUGAAGAUGAAGAUGAAGCUCACUUCUGCUCAACUAUAUCUUCUGUUUUACUUUUACUCUGACCUAACACUUGAAGAAAUGUGGUAAACCUUGUCCCACAGUAUUAUUUCCUGAUUAUUUCCACAUUUGUUUAUUGUUUUAUUUGUAUUGAAUGGAUUUCGAAAUAAACUAGUUUCUUCAGGAUUAAACUCAUAGGUUCUUAUUGAGGGUUGUGGCGUGUCGUGUAAGUGUUCUUAUCCUCCACCUGAUGUACUUGCUGGUUUUAGGCUCAGUAUCUGUGUUGUGUGGGUAGCAAGUUAACUCAAGGCUUAAUGCUUGUGCUUGUGUUGGUCUCAAAUAAGGUGUUGUCAGAUGCACAGAUCAGGCAUUACUAUUUUAAGGAAGCAGAAACAGACUUACGGUGUGAGGAUGUAACUGCCCACUCUCAGUCUAUCUCUGCGGGAAAUCACAGUUGGCUCGUGUGCAGGAAGAGGGUGUCGGGGGCAGCUUAGGAGAGAGGUUCCAUGUCUACGUUGUAAGUGUGUCCUGGCUGGGGGUCAUUGGAUCAACAUGGUGCAAUCUAUCUUGAAGAGCUCUCCAGCUCUUCCUGUACACUCUUGGACUCUGGCUGACUGAAAACUCGGGCUCUGUCCUGCUCUGGUUUCUGUUCUGGUUCUCCCUGAUACCUGGUUUCUCCUGUGUCACUCUACCUAUAUUCUCAAACAUGCUGUCUCACACAUACACUCAACACUACUGAUAACAUCUUAGGUUACAUUACCUUUUUUUAAAUUUUGUUAAUCAUUUUUUGUUAAUGUCAAGUCCUGUUUGUUUCCAUUUCCGUCACAAUCUAUGAGCCCGGAUAUGACGCUAAAGUAAGAUUUUCUAGAAAUAGUACACCACGCUAUUAUGAUUAAGAUUCUCCAUCAGUGUCAGUUGGUAACUAAACUCAUGCAUAUUAAUAACAUAAAGAGGAAGGAAGCUGGACUUUCUGUAAAGGUGCUUUCUUCUGACGAGCACAGAGGGAAGCUUUCUGCCUGAAGAGACAACAUCUUCUCCUUGUAGGUACGAUUAUUCAUUGAAAUGGUUGAUAUUAUCAGCUGAAGAUAUCCACAGGUCGUGUGUAAUCCUGCUGAUUUGGUUAAUUUUCUCUGAAGUCCCAAAUCGAUGAGGGGAGGAGACAUGAGUUUGAAAGCAGCAGCAGCAAGUGGUUUGGUUAUCCUCUUUCUCUCUCUAUCAGGUACAGUAGAUCCUCAUUCACAUUGUUGGACAUAGUUUUAGGGGUUAUUGCACUUAUUCAUGAAAGACUGAAGUUUUCUAAAUUUCUUAGCAGUUGUCGAUAUGGGAUUCAAAUCUGUUUAAGAUACUAUUUCUGUUUUAGCGAAUGAACAGUUGAAUUACUUCCAAGUAAAAUCACCAUCCUUUCAUUUGAGUGGUUUGAAACGUUACACUGUAAGUUUAGUUUUGUACUGCUUAAUUUUUUUUUAAUAGAGGAUCUGGAGGAUUCAGUAAGUGAAUAAAUACGCUAAAAAUGUCAGUAUUUCUUACAUGGACUCAGAAAAAGGAACCAAAUUGCAGAUGUAUCACAGACGUCAGUGUGAUAUUUCCAUUCCCGCUGUGGUUAUGAGUUAACAGGUUUUCUAAGAAUAGUCGUAAAGUGUCUUUUCAAGCACAUUUGCUCUUAUUUUUUCUUUUAUUUAUAAUUCAACACUAAUCUGACCACAGAGUGAUCAGAGACAUCUAAACUUACCGCUCAUGUCCAGUGAAUUCAUAAUCUUUGAUCAAACAGUCAAUGUCAGCCUUUAAAUUUGUUCUUUUUGUCUGUUUGCAGAAAUUUAACAGGAGUAGAAGAAAAACAAAACCUUUGUAAAGGAACAUUUAGAUUUUAGAUGAGUCUGUUGAACAGUUUGCAGUGGGAAUUUCAGCAUUGGUGUUCUUUUUGUUUCAGUGAUUCAGGGUCAAAAUGACUGGAGUGUGACUUACCCAAAGACUCAGAUCUGUGCCUUAAAAGGAUCAACAGUGGACAUACCUUGCACCUACACAUAUCCAUCAGUAAUAAAUUGUCAAACUACUGAAGUUCAAAGCAGAUGGUGGUGUACCAAAGAAAGUUGUUGCAAACCUAUGGAACUGAGAUCAGACUCAGGAUAUUCCGAUCCCUCAGGGUAUUAUUUUCAUGAGAAUGACUGCACUCUGAGAAUUAAUAACCUGAGAGAGAGCGACUCAGCUGAGUACAAGUUCAUGUUCACAACAAACCAACCAUGGGGAAUUUAUACUGGAGAACCAGGAGUCACUUUGACUGUCACAGGUAACACUUACAUUCUUUUUUCUUAUACAUUUCUUUUCUAUCCGGGAAAAAAGUAUAUGGUAUUUGUGUAUUUGAUUGAUCUUGUCUGAGAUGACAUUUCAGUUCUUUAUCCAUCCAGACCUGCAGGUGGAAGUUAUAAGAUUUUCGUACAACCAGGCAGAGCUGAGGUGUACCAGCAGCUGUAGUGUGGCUGAUAAUCCUUCAUAUGUCUGGUACAUUAACGGACAUAAAAUGGAUGAGGAGACGUCUACUUUGACAGUUUCUGUGAAUAACAACAAAUAUUCCUGCACAGUAAAAGGACAGGAUAAAUAUGGCUCUCCUGCAGUGUGUAAGUUUACACACUGUAACACUUGUACUUUUGUGUUUAUUGUUGUAAAAACUGUAACUUUAAAGUCAAAAGGGUGGACAAAUGUCUUCUCUGUUGGUCUGUGAUACUACUACAAGUAUGAAAGUUUUCCCAUAUGUUGACUUUUUCACCAAACGAAAAGUGUCUUUGCACAUGUCUUUGGUACAGAUGCUCCAGCUCUUCCCUCUGUGUCAGUGAGUCCCUCUGCUGAGAUAGUGGAGGGUAAUGAUGUGACUCUGACCUGCAGCAGUGAUGCUAACCCAGCAGCUACUUACACCUGGUACAAGACAAAUGUCCAUCAACCUCAGACUAAAGGAGCCCAGCUGGUCUUCAGAAACAUCCAGCCCUCUGACUCUGGAGAGUUUUACUGUGAUGCUGAGAAUCAGCUUGGGAGGAGGAGAUCUCAUAGCAUCUCCAUUAAUGUGAAAUGUGAGUUUGACUUCUUGUUCAUUGUCAGCAACAAUUUUUUAGAUUAUGUUUGAACUUGUAUCUCUUAAUUGUGUGUCCUGUCCUCAUAUUAAGCUGUUGUUUCUUGUAUAAACCAGUAAAGAUGAAUCAGAUGAAAACUCUGAACACUGUAGUUUGGUCCAUGAGAUUUAUAAUUACUGUAAACAUAAAUCUAACAAUAAUGAAGCUUUAGUUGUCAGUUGUUUUAAAAUAUAUCGUCUCUUGAUAACAUCACACUGGACACAGAGACCAUUGAAGUGAAUUAUUUUUCAUUUCCUCUCCUCCAGAUGCUCCAAAGAGCUGCUCUGUAUCUGUGAAUCCCACUGGUGAAAUCAGAGAGAACAGUUCAGUGACUCUGACCUGCAGCAGUGACGGUUACCCAGAACCAGAGUAUACCUGGUACAAAGAGGGGGGUCAUGGACAUCUCAGGAAAGGAUCAGAGCUUGUUUUUAGAUCCAUUCAGUCCUCUGACUCUGGAUACUAUUACUGUAGAGCAAGUAAUGGUCAAGGGACGGUGAGGACGUCUCGGUCCACUUCUAUUGAUGUAAAAUGUGAGUGAAGCAACCUUCAACAUAUUUUUAGUGUUUGUCUUUAUUUGCUGAUCACCUGUCUGCUUCCUUCAGCUCUGUCUGCUUUAAAUUUACAAUCUGUGGAUAUUAGACACUGAGCACCUACAGUAAAUGACAGAGAAGUGCUUUUAUAUAAAGUUUGACCAGUUAAUAUAGAGUUUGAGCAGUUAUUGUAUCUUUGUACUGACUAUUCAGACAGUUAAAUGUCUAUGUGGGUUUAAAACUCAGAUGUUUUCUCCUUCAGAUGCUCCAAAGCUUCCCUCUGUGUCAGUGAGUCCCUCUGGUGAGAUCGUGGAGGGUGAUUAUGUGACUCUGACCUGCAGCAGUGAUGCUAACCCAGCAGCAGCUAAACACAGCUGGUAUAAAAAGACUGGACAUAGAGGCACACUUGUCAGCUCCAGAACAACACUUUACUUCUGGCCCAUCAAAGCCUCAGACUCUGGAGAGUAUUACUGCACAGCUGAGAACAGGCUGGGCAGUAGGGUCUCUGAAUCCUCUGUCAUUGAUGUGAAAUGUGAGUAAAACAGCUCAUUGAAAACCUUAAAAAACCUGAUUUAUAGACGGAGGUCUGGAUGUAAGAAAACUAAUUAAAUCUGUGAUGCUGAAAGUCUGAGAAAACAACGAAGAUUUGCAUCAUUGCUUUAUGUAGUUGGCAGGAUCAUAAAAUGUUUAUUGUAAAAGUUAAAAAGGCAAUAUUUAAAUAUUAUAUUACCUUUGUGAUAAAAAAAAUCUCUAUAUUGUGGUUUAACAAACACCUUUUCCUUCCAGAUGCCCCCAAAAUGAAACAAAUAUCAGUGAGUCCCUCUGCUGAGAUAGUGGAGGGUAAUGAUGUGACUCUGACCUGCAGCAGUGAUGCUAACCCAGCAGCUACUUAUACCUGGUACAAGAAGACUAGAUACCAGCCAUAUGGAUAUCCCAGAAAAGGACCACAGCUUGUCCUCAGGUCCAUCCAGUCCUCUGACUCUGGACAGUAUUACUGUGAAGCUGAGAACAACCAGGGGACGAGGACAUCUCAACUCGUCUCUAUUGAUGUGAAAUGUGAGUGAAACAGUUUUCAUUAAAAGCUCCAUUAAGAUGAUGACUGUGAGGAUUUUGAGGCUCUCUCAGCUGGUCACACACACACACACACACACACACACACACACACACACACACACACACACACACACACACACACACACACACACACACACACACACACACACACACACACACUUGUUUUAUGGGACUUGACCAGAUCUGGAUUAGAGUGUUUAUUCAUGACUUUAAAUUCUUUAAGUUUUUAAUCUUUACCUCUUAAUGUAACGGGGUGUCCAUGGUAACCCUGAUGAGAAAGUGAAUAGUUGUAAAUGUUAUCAGGCGGCUAAAAUUCUUAAUGACUCACAUAAAAGCCUUACUUAAUUGUUGAAGCGAUCGGAUUUUACAGCACAUAGAGUCUUAAAGGACCUUCAGCCUGGUCAGAAAAUAAUAAGAGAUACACGUUCUUACAGGACAUCACAGCUGUAAAAAUAAAAUGUAUUUCCUGUAUUUUACGAGUCAUUUGGACAUCUCAUCACUCAAACGUCUAAAUGUUAUUUUAUGUUUUAACAAAGAUUUUUAUUCCACUCGUCAGAUCCUCCAAAGCUUCCCUCUGUGUCAGUGAGUCCCUCUGCUGAGAUAGUGGAGGGUAAUGAUGUGACUCUGACCUGCAGCAGUGAUGCUAACCCAGCUGCUAACUAUACCUGGUACAAGAAGAAUGAAAACCCAGACCCUCAACCUACAGGAGAAGGACUACAGCUCCUCUUCGAACCCAUCAAGUCUCAUGACUUUGGACAGUAUUACUGUAGAGCUGAGAACAAGCUGGGAAAGAGGACAUCUAAAUACAUCACUGUUGAUGUAAAAUGUAGGUAGAACAGCUCAUUUAAAGGGACAUAAGUAUGAUCAACAUCACUCAACCAAAUAUCGUCCAUAGCUCUGCCACUCAAUAAUCUUGUAAAUCAAAUCAAAUUUGUUCAUCUUUCUCCAGAUCCUCCAAAUCUUCCCAAUAUAACAGUGAGUCCCUCUGCUGAGAUAGUGGAGGGCAGUUCAGUGACUCUGACCUGCAGCAGUGAUGCUAACCCAGCUGCUAACUUUACCUGGUUUAAGGAGCAUGAAGACUCACCAACAGCAUCAGGACAGAUCUUCACUAUAAACAACACAAGACCUGAACACAGUGGGAAUUAUGUUUGUCUUGCCCAAAAUGAAAGAGGACGUCAUAACUCCACAGUUCAUCUGACUGUUGAGGAAGGUAAGUUGAAGACAGAACUUCACAUAUUCUAAAGAACAUGGAUCACUCACUUCAUAACACCUUAAUGGACCAAAGGGCCAAUGGUGGUGGACGGCUCCUCUCUCUUCGCUGCAGGACAGAAAGAUUCAGAAGAUCUUUUGUACCAACAGCCAUCAGACUUCAUAAUUCUUCUGUAAAUAGUAGAUGACUUUUUGAGACAUGACAAAUAAGACUACAGGCAGUUUAAUUCCCCUUUGGGGAUAAAUAAAGUUAUUCUCAUCUUAUCUUCUUACGAGUCUUAAGAUGUCAACUGAGUCAAGACAAAUAGUUCUCGUCAAACUCUCUGGUUGAAUUUGAACAGCUGUUCAGUGUGGAAAAGAGAAGGCACAUUACUGUCCCGUCAUAUAAAGAUUCACUGGUCUUUAAUAAAUCUUAAAAAGUCUUAACUGUGGUUCAAAAAGAAAAAUGUGCGGAUACCCUGUCCAUCAUGGCAGACUCUGACUACAUGAUUGACUGACUAUCACCAAGUGGAAAAGUUAUUUAAAGAUCAAAUCCUGUCCUAUGAUGUCUCACAUAUAUCUCUUUAUUUCCAGGUAUUAACUUAUCUUUAACACUGAAUAUCAUCAGGCUAAUUCUGUUGGUCCUCAUGAUGAGUCCUCUGCUUGUCCUGACUCUGUGGAAGAGGUAAAACCACAUGAAAUCAUCAUUUUUCAUGAAUUUUCCACCUUAAAAAUGUUGAUUUGUUGACUCAAUCCAGGCUGAGGAAGAAAACCCUGAGCUCCACUCAUAAACCACAUGAACCUGCAGAGAUGAUAGAGGUGAGACACAGAGAGUUGAUGAGAAACAAAAUCUCUGUUUCUCUCUCAAAAUGAUACUCUGAAUGUGGAUCUAGAUCAAGCAGGAAUCAAAGUUUUAGAGAAAUAUGACAAGUGGAAACAGGUUUCCUUCUUUUCAAAACAAAACUCCAUUAUGAAAAACAAAACACUGAAACACAUCAUCUGUCCUCAGCUGGACUCUGAUCCUGACUAUGAGAACGCCUCAGCUGUUACUGCAGCACAGACUGAAGACCCAGAGGAUCAGGAAGUCACGGUGUGAAGUCCAGUCAGGUUCAAGUCUCCUACACUGAGGGAAACAGACUGACUUCAGAUUUAUGCUCACAGUUACAAGAGUGGCUCUAGUUCUGUACUGUUUUCAUAUUUUCAGAUGCAGUGUGAGCAGAGGCUGUGGAGGAGCCGUUUACCUGAAUGCAUCACACAUUGAAGCUUUUUUCCUGUCUUGUAAAUUCUGAAAUAAGUACCAGGGGUUUCAUGAAUGCUUAAUUUUACUGAUUGCCAAGUUCACAAAAUAAUCGUUAAAUUUUUGAGAAAGACAGAGACAGAGUGGUACCAGUGAACUAUGAAAGUUAUAUUGCCUGCACACACAGACUUUGAUGGAGUUACCAUGAACUGUGUUAAACAUUGACAUAAUCUGUAAUCUAAAUUUCUAUCUGACGAAACAAAAAGGUGGAGCUGAGACAGGUCUUAAGCUAGGGUGACCAUACGUCCUCUUUUACCCGAACAUGACCUCUUUUUUGGGGGCUGGCUUAAUAUCUUGAAAACUACUGAGUUAAAAAAAGAAAGGGUGAAGACAGAAAAAUGAGCUUUUCAGACCAAAAACUUUUAUUUUUUACCAGGCUGUAAUCAUGUUUGUAUUUGCUGUUAAGAUGGGCUUUUAGAAUGGGUGUGUAUAUGGCUCAUGAAGUCAGCCUCAAGUGGACACUGGAGGAACUGCAGCUUUUAGCACUUACGUAUUGACUUCAUUUCUGGAGACUGGAAGUUGUCACUUGGGUGGACCCUGCUAGCUGUGACUAUCAUCUUCACAUAUGAACUCAGGUCACAGAAUAUUAUACACCAACACAAUAUCAGGGUUUUUCCUGGCUCCACAUGGAUCUGAGGUGUUGAUCUCCUACCUUUGUGCACACAGCAGCACACGUGCUCAACCAAACGCUUUUACAAAGGACAUAUUUGAUCAGUUUGAAUCACUGUACAAGCAGAGAAAAGACAGCCUCACAUUAAAGCAUGUUCUGUAUAUCAUCAUUUUUAAGACUUCAAAUAAAAAUUUUGUCUGGAGGACAUUUUGGUGUAUUCUUAUGCUUUAAUCUAUCAGGACAUUAUCUGUAAAGUUUUGAAGGAGACUUAUUCCAUUUAAAUAUGUGUCUGUUAUGUUCUGCAUGUUUAUCAUUCAUAUGUAAGUGUGGUGAUAGUUAUUGAAGACAGAGAUCCAUGUCUUCAUCUAAAUUCAGCUCUCUCACCUCUGGGAGUUAUAAAUCAUCUUUAUUAUUAUUAUUAUUAUUACAGUUGGAAACCUUUUUGGUUUGUUGUUGUACCGUAGACUGCUGCCUUGUAAUAUCAUCCCCAGGUCUGCUCUACAGUUUACUGAUAUGUAGCCUCAGCUUCUCUUUCUUGUAACAUCUUACUACUUUUUCAUCCUUUUAUAUGAUCAGUUUCUAUUUUUCCAUAAUAUCUGUACACUUGUACCCUUUUUUCCCUUCUCUAAACUUCACGUAGUCUCAGCAGAUGACUGUCUAACAUGAAUCUGGUUCUGCUCGAGGUUUCUGCCUGUUAAAGGAAGUUUGUUCCUCUCCACUGUAACUUUCUAAAUUCUGCAAAGCCUUUCACUCCUGUGGUUGAAAAUGGGAGUGGGUCUGAUCUUACAAGAUGGGGCUCAAUCUGGUCCCAUCUUCACUCUGGGUCAUUGUAAAUAGAGUCUGGUCCAGACCAGGGUUUUCCUGUCAAGUUUGUUGGGAUAACACUUGCUGUGAAUUUACGCUGUAUAAACAGAGAUUGAUGGAUUGGUUAUCUCCUUUUGAUCCGUCAUAUAAACAAUUAGAUGUGCUCUGAAUAUCAGCUGAUACAACUCUGUUCUUUUUUAUUUCUAGUGUUUGAGAUACAAUCUUUUUAAGCCAGUGUAAGUGAUUGCAUACAAAAGCAGGUGUGAGCUGCCUUAACCCUACUUCAGCCUGAGGUCCACCCUGCAUAUGUGCAGAUUGUUUUUUGUCCUGAGUGUCAGUGGUACUUCUGUUGCAGCUCUGUCUUUUGACACCUACAGAUCCACACAGCUCAUUGGCGUUUGCUGCAGCUGCUGCAUUCACUUAUUUUCUAACUGCACACCCAAAUAUUUUUUCUAUUUUUAUUCCUUCUUUGCAAUAAUUACAGUUUGAUGUUCACUUCACUCAUUUCAUUCAAUAAUUGUGCUCCAACCUCACUCCUCUAACAUCAUCAGAGCCGUAUUUUAAAUGUACAACCCUCCUCAGAUGACGUCACUGUAUUUAUGAGAUGAAGAAGAAGGAAGGUGGAUCAGUUUCACUGCUAGACCUCUUCCUGUUGAAGACCACAGAGGAACAUUGUCUCCGUAGAGACAACAUCUUCUCCCUGCAGUCAGUAAAAUUAUUUAUUGAUAUGAUUGAUAUUUAUUUGAACAGAUUAUGUACUGUCCUCUUCCUGGUGACAUUUCUUUGCUCUUUAGUCGAACAGAGAUGAGAAGAGCAGCUAUGAGUUUGAAAGCUGCAGUGAGUGAAUUGAUCCUCUUUCUUCUCUCUGUAUCAGGUACUGUAUAUUCUCAAGAUUUUAUUGCACAUAAUCUGGACAGGACUCAUUUUUAUCACAUGUAAGAGUAGAUUCCUCAAGUGUACAGUUUUCAAGACUCAAUGUUUAAGAGGUUUGGAGUAAAACUAGUCAUUUGUGGAGUCAUAAGCGGAGCUGUUGUUUGUAUAUCUAAAGGAUUCAGUCGUUUUAGAGUGAUGGUGUCAGUAUUUCUUUAUCGAUUGUACAAAACAGCGAGAACUAGAGAAAAGAACUAAACUUUGCAGAUGCACAAAGUUUUUAGCUGAUGACUGUUUCACUUUGUUCACAGUUAACUGUUUUUCUGAGAAUCAGCUUAUGGGAGUUUUCGCUCAAACAUUUGUGGUCUUUAGUUCCUUUGUGCUUUGCACCAAUCAGACCACAAACUGACCAGAGAGGAAACGAGAACACUCAACACCCUGAGGAGAUGCACUUACACUCAUGUGUUUACAUCUGCUAAAUGCAGAGAUAAAACCAUAGAAGUCAUGAACCACAGUUGAAUAAACAUUUUAGAUUAAUCUGAAUCAAAUAAGUUUGAGGCCGAAAGCUUUACAACAAAGAAUUUGGUUUUGAGUCCUGCAGCAGGUUUCAAUGUAAGAGAAAAAAUACUUGUUGAGUCUUUCCUCUGUUCAAUGAUCCUCAUGUAGUUUUCUGAUGUUCUUUGUGUUUCAGUGGUUCAGGGUCAAAACGACUGGAGUGUGACUUACCCUAAAACUCAGAUCUGUGCCUUAAAAGGAUCAACAGUGGACAUACCUUGCACCUACACAUAUCCAUCCAGAGUAAAUGAGCUUGACACCAAAGUUGAAGAAAGGCUCUGGUUUACUAAAAGGAAUGGAAACCAAUUUGUAGAUCUGAUAACAGACCCUGACUAUAAAGAUCAUGUAGAGUAUAAUCAUAAUGAGAAUGACUGCACUUUGAGAAUCAAAGAUCUGAGAGAGAGCGACUCAACUGAGUACAAGUUCAGAUUCACAACAAACCAAUCAGGUGGAAGUUAUACUGAACAACCAGGAGUCACUUUGACUGUCACAGGUAACUUUUUUUUGUUUUACAUUUUUUUGUAUCUGGAAUUAAAAAACUGCUAAAAAAAAAAAAAGACUGCUGGGGUCCUGGCACAUUUAGCACCUUUCCCUCCUUCUUCAUCUUCUUUCAUUUGUGGCAUCAUCUUUGAAUCAUCAUGUCCGAUUAGAGCCACUGAUACAGUCUCUUCUGGGAGUCCCUGUGCUCCAUCAUGUCCUAGGUUCCUCUGGAUCGCUGCAUCAGACGUUUUGUUUCAGUGGUCCUGCCUGCUUUCCAGCUGCUUCAGCUACAUGCAUCCCACCAUCUCACCUCUGUCCUUGUCUCUCUUUCUGCAUCUCCCUCUCUAAACCAAAGACAGUCUCAGCAGAUGACUGUCUAACAUGAGGGUGUUAGAGGUUUCUGCCUGAGGUUUCUGUCUGUUAAAGGAAGUUUUCCCUGUCCACUGUAACUUGAUAAAUGCUGCAAAGUGUUUCACUCGUGGUUGAAGAUGGGAGAAGGUCUGAUCUUACAAGAUGGGGCUCAAUCUGAUCUCAUCUUUACACUGGGUCUUUGUAAAUAGAGUCUGAUCCAAACCAGCUUUUCUUAAAGGAUCUUGGUAUAAUGAUUGUGAAUUGGCACUAUAAAAAAUGAUUGAUAUUUAAAUUGUCUCAUCCGAGAUGACAUUUCAGUUCUUUAUCCAUCCAGACCUGCAGGUGGAAGUUAUAAGAUCUUUAAACAACCAGGCAGAGCUGAGGUGUACCAGCAGCUGUAGUGUGUCUGAUAAUCCUUCAUAUGUCUGGUACAUUAACGGACAUAAAAUGGAUGAGGAGACGUCUACUUUAAGAGUUUCUGUGAAUGACAACAAGUAUUCCUGCGCAGUAAAAGGACAGGAUAAAUAUGGCUCUCCUGCAGUUUGUAAGUUUACACACUGUAACACUUGUACUUUUGUGUUUACUGUUGUAAAAACUGUAACUUUGAAGUCAAAAGGGUGGACAAAUGUCUUCUCUGAUGGUCUGUGAUACUACUACAAGUAUGAAAGUUUUCCCAUAUGUUGACUUUUUCACUAAAUAAAAAGUGUCUUUGCACAUGUCUUUGGUACAGAUGCUCCAAAGCUUCAGCCUGUGUCAGUGAGUCCCUCUGCUGAGAUAGUGGAGGGUAAUGAUGUGACUCUGACCUGCAGCAGUGAUGCUAACCCAGCAGCUACUUAUACCUGGUACAAGACAAACGUCCAUCAACCUCUGACUAAAGGAGCCCAGCUGGUCUUCAGAAACAUCCAGCCCUCUGACUCUGGAGAGUUUUACUGUGAAGCUGAGAAUCAGCUUGGGAGGAGGAGAUCUCGUCGCAUCUCCAUUAAUGUGAAAUGUGAGUUUGACUUCUUGUUCACUGUCAGCAACAAGUUUUCAGAUUAUGUUUGAACUUGUAUCUCUUAAUUAUGUGUCCUGUCCUCAUAUUAAGCUGUUGUUUCUUGUGUAAACCAGUGAGGAUGAAUCAGAUGAUAACUCUGAACACUGUAGUUUGGUCCAUGAGAUUUAUAAUUACUGUAAACAUAAAUCUAACAAUUAUGAAGCUUUAGUUGUUCGUUGUUUAAAAUAUAUCGUCUCUUGAUAAAAUUUAAACUGGACACAGAGACCACUGAAGUGAAUUAUUUUUCAUUUCGUCUCCUUCAGAUGCUCCAAAGCUUCAACCUGUGUCAGUGAGUCCCUCUGGUGAGAUAGUGGAGGGUAAUUAUGUGACUCUGACCUGCAGCAGUGAUGCUAACCCAGCAGCAGCUAAACACAGCUGGUAUAAAAAGACUGGAAAUAGAGGCACACUUGUCAGCUCCAGAACAACACUUAACUUCUGGUCCAUCAAAGCCUCAGACUCUGGAGAGUAUUACUGCUCAGCUGAGAACAGGCUGGGCAGUAGGGCUUCUGAAUCCUCUGUCAUUGAUGUGAAAUGUGAGUAAAACAGCUCAUUGAAAACCUUAAAAAACCUGAUUUAUAGACGGAGGUCUGGAUGUAGGAAAACUUAUUAAAUCUGUGAUGCUGAAAGUCUGAGAAAACAACUAAGAUGUGCAUCAUUGCUUUAUGUAGUUGGCAGGAUCAUAAAAUGUUUAUUGUAAAGGUUAAAAAGUCAAUAUUCAAUCAUCAUAUUACCUUUGUGAUUAAAAAUCUCUAUAUUGUGGUUUAACAAACACCUUUUCCUUCCAGAUGCCCCCAAAAUGAAACAAAUAUCAGUGAGUCCCUCUGCUGAGAUAGUGGAGGGUAAUCAUGUGACUCUGACCUGCAGCAGUGAUGCUAACCCAGCACCUACUUACACCUGGUACAAGACAAAUGUCCAUCAACCUCAGACUAAAGGAGCCCAGCUUGUCUUCAGAAACAUCCAGCCCUCUGACUCUGGAGAGUUUUACUGUGACGCUGAGAAUCAGCUUGGGACGAAGAGAUCUCGUCGCAUCUCCAUUAAUGUGAAAUGUGAGUUUGACUUCUUGUUCAUUGUCAGCAACAAUUUCUUAGAUUAUGUUUGAACUUGUAUCUCUUAAUUGUGUGUCCUGUCCUCAUAUUAAGCUGUUAUUUCUUGUGUAAACCAGUAAAGAUGAAUCAGAUGAUAACUCUGAACACUGUAGUUUGGUCCAUGAGAUUUAUAGUUACUGUAAACAUAAAUCUAAUAAUAAUGAAGCUUUAGUUGUCAGUUGUUUAAAAUAUAUUGUCUCUUGAUAACAUUAAACUUUACACAGAGACCACUGAAGUGAAUUAUUUUUCAUUUCCUCUCCUCCAGAUGCUCCAAAGAGCUGCUCUGUAUCUGUGAAUCCCACUGGUGAAAUCACAGAGAACAGUUCAGUGACUCUGACCUGCAGCAGUGACGGUUACCCAGAACCAGAGUAUACCUGGUACAAAGAGGGGGGUCAUGGACAUCUCAGGAAAGGAUCAGAGCUUGUUUUUAGAUCCAUUCAGUCCUCUGACUCUGGAAACUAUUACUGUAGAGCAAGUAAUGGUCAAGGGACGGGGAGGACGUCUCGGUCCAUUUCUAUUGAUGUAAAAUGUGAGUGAAGCAACCUUCAACAUAUUUUUAGUGUUUGUCUUUAUUUGCUGAUCACCUGUCUGCUUCCUUCAGCUCUUUGUGCUUCAAAUUAACAAUCUGUGGAUAUUAGACACUGAGCACCUACAGUAAAUGACAGAGAAGUGCAUUUAUAUAAAGUUUGACCAGAGUUUGACCAGUUAUUGCAUCUUUGUACUGACUAUUCAGACAGCUAAAUGUCUAUGUGGGUUUAAAACUCAGAUGCUUUCUCCUUCAGAUGCUCCAAAGCUUCGACAUGUGUCAGUGAGUCCCUCUGGUGAGAUCGUGGAGGGUAAUUAUGUGACUCUGACCUGCAGCAGUGAUGCUAACCCAGCAGCUAAACACAACUGGUAUAAAAAAACUGGAAAUAGAGGCACAUUUGUCCGCUCCAGUAUAACACUUUACUUCUGGUCCAUCAAAGCCUCAGACUCUGGAGAGUAUUACUGCUCAGCUGAGAACAGGCUGGGCAGUAGGGUCUCUGAAUCCUCUGUCAUUGAUGUGAAGUGUGAGUAAAACAGCUCAUUGAAAACCUUAAAAAACCUGAUUUAUAGACGGAGGUCUGGAUGUAGGAAAGCUAAGCAAAUCUGGGACACUGAAAGUCUGAGAAAACAACUAAUAUGUGCAUCAUUGCUUUAUGUAGUUGGCAGGAUCAUAAAAUGUUUAUUGUAAAGGUUAAAAAGUCAAUAUUUAAUCAUGAUAUUACCUUUGUGAUUAAAAAAAUCUCUAUAUUGUGGUUUAACAAACACCUUUUCCUUCCAGAUGCCCCCAAAAUGAAACAAAUAUCAGUGAGUCCCUCUGCUGAGAUAGUGGAGGGUAAUCAUGUGACUCUGACCUGCAGCAGUGAUGCUAACCCAGCAGCUACUUACACCUGGUACAAGAAGACUAGAUACCAGACAUAUGGAUAUCCCAGAAAAGGACCACAGCUUGUCCUCAGGUCCAUCCAGUCCUCUGACUCUGGACAGUAUUACUGUGAAGCUAAAAACAAUCAGGGGACGAGGACAUCUCAACUCGUCUCUAUUGAUGUGAAAUGUGAGUGAAACAGUUUUUAUUAAAAGCUGCAUUAAGAUGAUGACUGUGAGGAUUUUGAGGCUCUCUCAGCUGAUCACACAUGUUUUAAGGGACUUGACCAAAUCUGGAUUAGAGUGUUUAUUCAUGACUUUAAAUUCUUUAAAAAAAAAGCUGUAAAAUACUCUCAGAUAUAGUUUGAAAAAAAGUUUUUAAAGUUUACCUCUUGAUGUAACAGGGUGUCCAUAGUAACUCUGAUGAAAAGGUGAAUAGUUGUAGAUGUUAUCAGGCGGCUAAAAUUCUUAAUGACUCACAUAAAAGCCUUACUCAAUUGUUGAAGCAACCAGAUUUUACAGCACAUAGAGUCUUAAAGGACCUUCAGCCUGGUCAGAAAAUAAUAAGAGAUACACAUUCUUACAGAACAUCACAGCUGUAAAAGUAAAAUGUAUUUCCUGUAUUUUAUGAGUCAUUUUGACCUCUCAUCACUCAAACGUCUAAAUGUUAUUUUAUGUUUUAACAAAGAUUUUUAUUCCACUUGUCAGAUCCUCCAAAGCUUCCCUCUGUGUCAGUGAGUCCCUCUGCUGAGAUAGUGGAGGGUAAUGAUGUGAUUCUGACCUGCAGCAGUGAUGCUAACCCAGCUGCUAACUAUACCUGGUACAAGAAGAAUGAAAACCCAGACCCUCAACCUCAAGGAGAAGGACCACAGCUCCUCUUCAAACGCAUCCAGUCUCCUGACCUUGGACAGUAUUACUGUAGAGCUGAGAACAAGCUGGAGAAGAGGACAUCUGAAUACAUCACUGUUAAUGUGAAAUGUAGGUAGAACAGCUCAUUUAAAGGGACAUAAAGGUGAUCAAUAUCACUCAACCAAAUAUCGUCCAUAGCUGUGCCACACAACAAUCUUGUAAAUGAAACUGUACAUAUGCAACCAGAAGAAAUGGUUUAUUUCUCAUUUUUCUUUUGUUCCUGUUUUUUAUUUGUUGCUUUCAUUUUUCCAUCUGUCUCCAGAUGCUCCAAAUCUUCCCAAUAUAACAGUGAGUCCCUCUGCUGAGAUAGUGGAGGGCAGUUCAGUGACUCUGACCUGCAGCAGUGAUGCUAACCCAGCUGCUAACUUUACCUGGUUUAAGGAGCAUGAAGACUCACCAACAGCAUCAGGACAGAUCUUCACUAUAAACAACACAAGAUUUGAACACAGUGGGAAUUAUGUUUGUCUUGCCCGAAAUGAGAAGGGACAUCAUAACUCCACAGUUCAUCUGACUGUUGAGGAAGGUAAGUUUAACACACUGAGUCAGAUUAAAGUUUCUUGCGUUGGAUUAGUUUCUUAGCAUUAGACAGAAAUGGUACGCAGUUAUUUUAUUUCAGCUCUAAGAUUCACUGAGACAUGUUUUCAUCUAUCAUCUCCAUGGCUUCACACUAGUCUACAAAAGAUGAAGAGUGUAAAUAUUCUCUGGGGUACCUUCCUCCCAUUCACUUAUUAAUUCAUGAUUAUUUUCAUUUAAUUACUUUGUUUUAGGAGCAUGGAGAAGAGUAACUGCUGCCGUGGUCCCUGCCCUUAUGCUCGCUCUUAUUCUCGUCUUUGUUGUCUCGUGGUUUAUGUGAGCAGCUUAUUUUCAUAACAUCAUUGUUGGACUUUAAAAUGGAAUAAUUUUAGCAUCAACAUCAUUGGUACCACUUUUUCAUUAUUUUCAUGAAUGUGUCUGACUAGAAAAAAGAGGACCUGUAAAAAGCAGUCUGAGCCCAGAGAGAGACCAGACAGCGGUGCACAGGUGAGGAGAUUCAUCAGUUUCUUAUAAGCAGUUAUUAAUCUGGAUGGUAUAUCCUCUCUUUUGGUUGAAGGGGUCGGUAUAAAGACUGUGGUGGAUGGUUGGGGAAAGAGAAAAAGUUGUAAAGUGGAUGGAAAGAGGGAUCAUGUAGCUGGAAAAUAAGACCCUCUGUGGACAAUAACAGCCCAGAACACCAGAGAUAUUAACCUGCCUGAAAGAGGGAAGAUGUGACAGGAAAGGGGGUCAUAUUGAGUUAAAGCUAUAGUGUGUAACUUCCUCUUCCGUUAAACCCAAGCCACUACAAGAGAAGAUGAUACAACGCUGAUUAAGCCGGUCGGCUCCUCUAACACCUUGUGGUAUUUGUCAGUAUUUGUUCAUUUUGUAUUUGGUGUCGAGGAGCGACAUUCCUGCACUGGCACACAGGAAAUGAUGCGUUCUACUCGGUUUUACCUGACAACGAGAAGGGAGGGGGGAGGAGAGCGCUGCUAAAAGCAACAUGGUGGAGAACCCGAAGAAGCAGUUCAGAAGUGGAUCUGACUGAAAGGGAAAAGCCUUCCUGUUCAGCAGAAGGUCUGUUGACAAAGACAGCGAGUGACAAACGGUGAAGACUAACGGAUUUUCAUUGGCGUCUCUCCUCCUUGAUGGAGAGCCCUGAAGGAGGAGAUCGGACUUAGGUCCAACACUGAUGUUAAGUAAGUGACUCGGUUCACUACGAGCAGGAUGUGUUGCUGUUACAUUUACUGGACCGAGUACUUUGUUAUUUUUGCAGCCUGGUGCCACAUUGUGUAACGUUAGCCUAACGAACAGUAAGUUACAAGGUGUGUAGCCCGUGUUGCUGUGUGUAACUUACUGUGGGGAGUUUGUGUGCUGGGACGAGUAACUUUAGAGCCUACAUGUUGUGUAAACAGUUACAGUCCUUGUGCCGUGACGAGCAGUAUGCAGUGAGGUGAGUACUACUCCAUGUACUGUGACGAGAAGCACACAUUUUGUCUGGUGAGUGUUCUUGUGUGUGAUGUGUAUAACGUCAUAUUGAGGUGCUGGCCAUAUCGUUGUAAUGAUGUAGAAAUCCUUGAGGGGGCAAUAGAAGUUACGCACUAUAGCUUUAAAUAUAAACUAUUGCGGGAAACUCCAAGACUCUACUGAAGAUCAACAACAAAUUUCUGUCUUUGUAAGAGAACCAAACCUGAAGUUCUGUCUUUCAAAAGUCCGUCUUCAAAUGCAGAAUUGUUCUUACUUGUCUAUUUUUCACAGAUCCAAAUGGCAGAGAUGCAGGAUGAUCUUCAAUAUGCCACUAUCCACUUUCCUAAAAAUCAGGAAGAUCAUGUCUAUGCCAAUGUCAAACCAGCGAAGCCCAAAAGAAAGAAAAAAGCAACGAACGCAGAAGUGAAAGAGGACGAAGAAGAGACGACUGAGUACUCCACUGUCAGAUUUAACGGUGCCAGUUCAGCCCAGAGGUAAACAACUCCUCACAUAACAUUGUGUCAUUUCAUAGAAGUUAUGCAAUAAUUACUCCCUUAUUUUUACCCUAUUAUUCUCAUCAUUAGACCUUUAACAUUAAAUCUGAACAUUGAAUUUGUUUUAUUUUUCUCAAAAAACUAGCGGUCAGGAAAGUGUGGAGGAUCCAGCUGCAUUGUACAGUAAAGUCAACAAACCUCCCAAAACACAUAUACACAGAAACCUCUGA
Messenger RNA from Xyrichtys novacula (pearly razorfish), 27113 nucleotides. The record is from the annotation of a GenBank genome assembly. Lineage: Eukaryota; Metazoa; Chordata; Actinopteri; Labriformes; Labridae.